CAGCACUAGGAAGGCUGAGGCAGGAGGAUCACUGUGAGUUCAAGGCCAGCCUGGGCUACAUAGUGAGACCCUGUCUCAAAAAACAAAAUACAAAACCAAAACAAACAAGUGUUAAUGAGGUUGGAGAAAUCAAAACCCUGUGUGUUGCUGGUGGGAUGAAGCAGUGCAGCGGCUGCAAAGAGCAGAGUCUAGGGUUCCACAAGAGGUGAAAGGCAUUGUGUGUGUCGUCAGGGCAUCUGGAGGCUGCGGCUGCCUGUCGCCUCCGUGGUGCUCUGUCCGGCCCUGCAGGAAGGAGGUGUACUUUUUCCUGCUCUCUUUGAAGUUUUUUGUAAGACCAUGGCUUCUUUUUUUUUUUGGUACUGGGGAUCGAACUCAGGUCCUUGCACUUUCGAGGCAGGUGGCGGAACCACUGAGCUAAAUCCCCAGCCCCGAAGACCGUGAAUUCUUUAGAAAACAGUGGAUGAGUUGGACGUUGCUGGACAAGACACUGUUCCCGUGGUGGCUCAGCAGGGACACUCGGGCCAAUGACGCCCACGUGCUUUGGGGCCACAUAAGGAGUGUGGCAAAUGGGAUGGGGACGCGGGAGGGGACGCCUGGCCACGGUGUGGGCCCCAGGCUGUGUAUUCCAGAGCCACCCACAUCCCAGAGACAGGGUUAGAAGACUCAGUUUCCCCACAGUCUUCCCGCUGGUCAGAGCAGCUGGUCAGAGGUGGGUCGCGUGGGCCCUGUGGAUGCCUGCAUGAGGUUCCUGGGAACCCCUCAGGGGAGGGGAGACCUCAGUUUAUGGGAUCUUAGAUUUCAUCCUAUAAAGCUGUUUGCUUGUGUGCUGCGAGGGCGAGGAGCGAGGGCAGAUAGGAGCCGGAUCUGAGGCGAACAGAGCCAGGUCAGGAGGAAGGCUGUCGGCCCACAGACCUGUGCCUCCCUGGCUCCACAUGAAAGUGGGUAUCGCGGCACUUUCCUCCUCAGGACAAGGGGAGUGUGGGGUGGGGGUCCCUCAGAACGGGGGUCUCCCUGCCCGUGCGCAUCACCCGGCGAGGUGGCCCAGCCCUGGAGCUGCUCACAUCUGGGCCUUUUGGUUUUCACCCAUGAGCCCAAGAGCCACCGGGCCCCCUGCGGGCUGGAGACGCCAGGUGACUUGGUUCCCUCCCUGCUGCCAUCCGUGCGCCUGGGAGUCCCUGCUGCCAUGUCCCUGUCCCUGUGCCCACGGCACCUUGUUGUCCUCAUGCCCUGCCUGCCUUCUUCACCCUGCCCCGUCUCUCUCGCCCAUGUCCACAAAGGUGCCGUCCAUGCCGUGUUUCCAGGAGGUGCCUGCAGAGCCCUGACCCCUCUGUGAGCACAGUGAGGGUCUUGCUUGGGCAGCCGGGGACCCCGACAUCAGGGCCGGCCACCUGCAGCCCUGGUGACCUGCACCAGACCCCAAGUCCUGGGGGCACAGGCCAGAGAGCGAACGCAUGACCCUUGAGGCAGUGACAGCUCCCACACCACCUGCAGAUGGGGCCUGGCCAACAGUGCUGGGACCUGGUCAUCCCUGGAGGCGGGGACACCUGGGGGCCCUCUUCAGGCAUGGGAUGGGCCCCUCAGCUAGGUCCCUGGCACACUUCUGCGCCCCUGGUCCUGGCCAAGCCGGGACUGCUCUCAGGCGGCGUGGUGUGCACGCGCCUCGCCAGGGCUCCUAGACUGAGCUUCCUCUCGGUGGUUUGAGCUGUGGAUUUCAUUUUCACAAGGUGCAAAAUUCUGAUGGCACACAGGGGAACCCCAAGAAAUGUAAGCUGUCGCCCGUAUCUCUGGACCCCAAAGCAGGGCUCGGGCCCCUGUGGACAGGGCCAGCCAGGGCCCUUCCUUCUUCAGUGCUGUGUGUGCUCUGGGCUGGGGCCGUGUGACUCACCGUCCCUCCUCCCUUCCCCUCUCUCCAUCCCUCCGUCCCGCCUAUGUUCCCUUCUUUCUUCCCUCCAACAGGGUCUCACUAUGCAUCUCAGGCGGGCCUUGAACUCAUGGCCCUCCUGCCUCAGUGCUGGAAUUACAGGUGUGCACCACCACACCUGGUUUUCAUGGCCUGUGUGCUGGUGUCUGGGGAACAGUGGGGAGACUUUUGUCCCAGGACAUGGCAUCCAGGGUGACCCGGCCACACUCUGCUCCUGAAGCUCCUGGCUGUCACCAUUCGGUGCCCUCCCACGCAGCCCAGCGCUGCAGUGUUAGGGCUCCAGUUGGACCCCACUCCUGCCCGGGGCCUUGUGCCACUGGGCCAGGCUGGUGCCUUUCAGCAAAAUGAACAUCAUUUUUAAAAACCACAGGUGGGGCCGGGAUGUAGCUCAGUGCUUCCGCCACCUGCCUCAAAAGCACAAGGGCCUGAGUUCGAUCCCUGCUGACAUGGUGGCACAUGCCUAUGAUCCCAGCCCUAGAGAGGGUGAGGCAGGAGAAGUCUCAUGAGUUCAAGGCCAUAACGAGACCCUGUCUCAAAGACAAAGCCCCACAGGUGGACGGGGAGAGCACAGCGUGCCUGUGCCAGCCCCAGCGUCCCCUCGAAGGCCCUUGGUCUCCCUUUGGCUCCAAUGGAAAGGAGUUGCCCUGUGCAGAGCUUCCUUCUCCUCGCUAAAGCCCAAGCGCAGCGAGAGUCCUACAGCUCCGAGGCCCAGUGCGGAAGGAAGUCGAGGUGGGGGGACUCAAGCCACACUGGGCGCUCUGACUGUGGGGCCGCCUCUGGGGGACACCGGCCACGUGGAAGCUUUAUAUAUGCAAAGUAGAAAACCAAACACUGCGCCCCUUGCUGGGGAUCGAACUUGGGUCCUUGCGCUUGCAGGGCAGAGGGCGGAACCACUGAGCUAAAUCCCCCGCCCUCCCUUGACUUUUUAAUGUGAGGAAAGAAAACCUCCAAGCCGGUGCUGGACGGUCACUCCGGUCACUCCACACACGGCCAGUCACCGUGCCGGGCCCCUUGUGGUCUCAUGAAAGCCGAGGGGCCGCUCCCCACACUCCUCCCAGGACAGCGGCUGCUUUGCCCUCAUCCGGCCCAGAUAGGACGGUUAUGGGUCUUACCGCCCUCAUGGCUGUGCUCCCAGGGCCGCCCCUUGGCAGCUGCGCAGGUCACGGCCGCAUAAAAGGGGCCGGGCUGACGCUCCGCAGCGCAGGGGGGACGAGCGAGUGCAGGACCAUAGCGGAAGAGCUGCAGAUCCGCCACGUGGACUUCAUGAAGCGCGACAAUGCCGUGUCUCACCACACGGCCGAGUUCCAGACGCCCGACCUGGUGCUGCGGCGCGGACAGACGUUCAUGCUGCGGCUGCAGCUGAGCCAGCCCCUGCAGCCCCGCGACGCCCUGACGCUGCAGUUCAGCACGGGACCCUGGCCCAGCGUGUCCAAGCACAUCCUGAUCUCGCUGGACCCGCACUCCGCCGGCUGCCACGGCUGGAAGGCCAGCGUCCGCAGCGAGGCCGGCUCGGAGGCCGUCGUCGCCGUCACCAGCGCCCCCAACGCCGUGGUGGGCAAGUACUCGCUGGAGGUGAAGAGCGGCCACAGCUUCCGGCCCGACGAGAGCGCCGUGUACCUGCUCUUCAACCCGUGGUGUAGGACGCCAUGUUCCUGCCGGCCGGCGGAGGAGCACCGAGCCGAGUACGUCCUCAGGGACACCGGCUACCUGUACAUGGGCUCCUUCCGGCAGAUCAAGGCGAAGCCCUGGAACUACGGCCAGUUUGAGAAAAACGUCCUGGAUUGCUGUAUGCUCCUGAUGGCCCAGAGCUACCUGAAGACCAUGGACAUGCGGGACCCUCUGAUGGUGGGGAGGAACAUGGGAGCCAUGAUCAACUCGCAGAACAAGGCCGGGGUGCUGGUCGGGAACUGGUCCGGCAACUACGAGGGCGGCACAGCGCCCUACCUGUGGUCGGGCAGCGCGCCGAUCCUGCAGCAGUUCCUCAGCUCCGGGGCACCCGUGUCCUUCGGCCAGUGCUGACCGACGGUAUGGAUGGGAGCGGCGGGGCCAGGCUGACGCCCCGCCCCUGCAGUGCUGAGGGCCCUGGGCGUCCCCGCGCGCAGUGACUCCGCCCACGACACGGAGGAGAACCUCACGCUGGACAUGUUCGCGGACGAGAUGGGGAAGACGGUGCCCGACAAGACCAGCGACUCCGUCUGGAACUUCCACGUGUGGACCGAGGCCUGGAUGAGGCACAGGGACCUCCCCUCGGGCAACGACGGCCGGCAGGUGGUGGACGGCACCCCGCGGGAGCUCAGCCAGGGUGAGGCUCUAUGCUGCGGGCCCUCGCUGGUGGCCGCCAUCCGGGGCAACAUCUUCAUGGGGCGCGACACCAAGUUCGUGUUCUCGGAGGUGAAUGCCGACAAGCUGGUGUGGCUGGUGAGGACGGUGGGCGGGCGGGCCCAGGUCGGCCUGCUGCCGAUGGGGACCACGAGCACCGGCAAGAGCAUCAGCACCAAGGCGGUGGGCCAGGGCCGCUGCAGCGACAUCACCCACCAGUACAAGCUCCCCGAAGGCUCCUUGGAAGAGAGGGCAGUCAUGGACCACGCCUUCUCGCUGCUCAGCUUCAAGCGGGAGUACACGAUCCCUGCCAAGGAGGACCUGCUGGAGCUCUCCAUGCAGGAGGAGCCGGUGCUGCUGGGGGACCCUCUCAGCUUCUCUGUGACGCUGUGGAGGAGGGCCACCACCCCCUAGACGGUCACCUUCUCAGGCUCCUUUGACCUGCAGUCCUACAUGGGCAAGCAGCUGGCACACCUCGGUGGUAUCCAGAAGACCGUGCAGAUCCAAGAAGAAGUGUCCAACGUAGUGCUGACCUGGGAUUCCAGCACCUACUCCGACAGCCGACUCAUUUGAGACAAGCCGGUCAUCAAAGGGUUCAUCGUGGCGGAAGUGAUGGAAACCAGGAGACCAUCAGAGACCAUCACCACAGAGAUGUUGCUGUGUUUCCAGUACCCGCGGUCCACUAUAGAGCUGCCCAACACGGGCAGGGUGGGCCAGGUGCUCGUCUGCACCUGCACCUUCAGGAACGCCCUGGUGAUCCCGCUGACCCACGUCAGGUUCUCUGUGGAGAGCCUGGGCCUGUCCUCCCUGCAGACCGUCGAGCAGGGGACGGUGCUACCGGGCAAGACCGUGCAGUCCCAGAUAAGAUGCAUCGCAGUGAAGGCGGGGCCCCGGAAGUUCAUCAUCAGGCCGAGCUCCAGGCCCGUGAAGGAGAUCCACUCGGAGAAGGUGGUUCUCAUCACCCAGUAGCCACUGCCCCAGCCGUGGGGACAGAGCCCCCCCCACCUACGGGGUUGAGCUUGUCACAUUUCCUUCCCACUUAGCCACAGAUCACACAUGAUUAGCUUCGACUGCUCUUGGGAGGCAGAUUCAGGAGCCAGUGGGCAAGACAGGAGGUCAAAGGCAGCCACACCCACCUGGCCAGAGACCCCCGGCCUCAGCCCAGAACCCUCCCACCUUCCCAGGUCACAGCCUCCAAAAGCAGGGUCACUGCCAUCUACAGUCAGAACCCAGACAUGGAGCCUCAGGCCAGAGCUGCUGCUGCUCCCUGCAAGAAGCCACCCUGGGGACAGCCGAGGCAGGGACUGGGCUGGAGAAAGGCCAGAGUGGGAAGCCCAGGGUGCCUGUUCUGUGCAGCACCCGGAGCAAGUCCCUCCCCUCCCCGACGAAGCCGCUUCCUCCUGGGUCUGCCUCCCACGCUGUUCUGCUCUCCAUGAUCAGAUGCCUCUAAACGCUGCUUCAGGGUGACCAGGUGGUCCCAAGUCACGUGUUCUUUACUCCCCAAGCUGCUGGGCGGCCCCAGGGUGCUGCAUCCUGGAACACCCAGGUCCAGGCUCCAUCCCUCGGGCUCUCGGAGUGGAUGUGUCCCAGGCAGGGAAUUGGUGGGAUACUGGACUCCCCCCAUCUUAGGGUAAAACCCCAAUCCCAGGGCUCUCGUCCUGGAGAUCCACUUCCUCCCUGGCGCACCUGGCGCUCAGUGGGGUCAGAGGUGACCUCAAGAUGGAACCACCCUGGUGAGGACUGACUGAGAUCCACGGCAGCGCUGGGCCCCAAGGCAAAGUGACACUCGCAUACUUCGCAGGCUCAGGUACCUCGCACACUGACCCGUAAGGUAGGCACUGCCCAGGGCUUUGGACUGGGAUCACCAUGGGGAACAGGGACUCACCACAGAGGCCAAGAGAGCUCUUUAUUAAAGAAAGAGGCGAGGCUCGCAGCCACCGCCCUGGGGAGACCUGGCCUUGCUGAUGCCCAGUGGAAUGUGAUGUGGCAGCUGCCACCUCGGGGAGAAGACCGCUGUGUCCCCAGAGUGGGAGCACGAGGCUCAGGCUGGGACAGGCGCAGCUCCCAGGGGGUGCUGGGCGCGGCCCCAGGGUGUGCGCCCCUGCCUGCCCUCCCCCGGGUACCUGGGGACAGCACUGCUCUCCCGGUGUGCAGCUGGCCGCCCAGGGCUGCAUGGGUCGGGAGCACAUGGGGCCCGCGGCCGGCGGACAGCUCUCUUCCGGGACUCUGGGCCUGGCCGGCCUUAAUGAGGACUAAGCUGAUUCCGGCCGGCCGGAAGGCGCUGCCCUCCUGGCUCUCUGUUAGUUAACGCUAGGCCUGGCCACCACCGUCACAGGGGGAGUGGGAAGCUCUGGGUGAGGGUUAGCACGGGGUGGCCCUGGCCUGGGAGCCAGCGACCACAGAGUCUGGGGCAGCCUAGGGACAGGAGCGCAGACAGGGCGCUGCCACCAGGGGCCACCUCCCUCUCCGGUCCCCAAGCUCUCCUGGGUGGGUGACUGCUGAAGCAGAGCGGGCAGGGCUCUGGGCUGCCGCAGCCACUGCUGGGGACAUACGGAGGGACCAAUCCGGAGUUGGGGCUGGGCCUGGAGCGAGUUUCUCAGACAGCGACUGUACAGAAGGGGGCUCAGCAGCCACUUCAGCGGGCUCAGGACAGGACACCCAACACUCCGACUUCACACGGGCCGAGGGUUCCAGGUGGCAUGGGGUGCCUGUCCCCUCGUCUGUCUGCAAGGUGUGGCCAUCACCCCUUCGUUCUGGGACAAGCCUGCCCUCUCUGGGAGGACUGGCGGCUCAGUGGGUCCUGCACAGCUGGCCUGUGGCCCUGCACCCCCAGGAGGAGGGACGCGUUGUUCCCACGCAAGGAGGCCCUCCCGUCCCCUGGAGGGGCUGUGGCCGCCAGCGGAGGACCCCAGGGGCCCAGCGUGGGGCUGGUGUGGGGUUCUCCAAUGACAAGUGCUGACACUCCACCCCGGGUGGUCCCCGCCCAUGCGGGCCUGUGAAUGUGUGUGCGUGUGAACAUGUGUGCGUGUGAACUUGUGUGUGUGUGUGAAGAGUUGUGGCAGCCACGUCUUCCUCUCAGGCAGGCAGUGGGUCAGGGUCCAGCCUGGUCUCCUGUUCUGUCCCCAAGGCUGGCCCUUUGUG
This is a messenger RNA of Heterocephalus glaber (naked mole-rat), 7381 nucleotides long. Lineage: Eukaryota; Metazoa; Chordata; Mammalia; Rodentia; Bathyergidae. The record is from RefSeq and is a predicted model, not a curated record.